AUGUUUGUCGAUGGCUACGACCAGGCCUUUGAGGGGAAACAGACUUGGACUCAGGCAUGGAUUCAGUUUGUCCCCGUGAACAUAUCGCCCACCUGCUGUGGGUCCAGCUGCUGCUGCCAGCCUUGCUGCCGCCCAACCUGCUGUCAGACCACCUGCUGCAGGACCACCUGCUGCCAGCCUUGCUGCCGCCCUUGCUGUGUGAGCAGCUGCUGCCAGCCUUGCUGUCGCCCUUGCUGUCCUUGCUGCCAGCCUUGCUGCCGCCCUUGCUGUGUGAGCAGCUGCUGCCAGCCUUGCUGCUGUAGCACUCCUUGCUGCUAGCCCAGCAGGUGCAGGUCCAGCUGCUGUAGGUCCAGCUUUUGCCAGCCAGUGUCCUGUUGUCCUGUGUACAUCCACAGAACCUGCUACUGCCCCACCUGCUGCUGUGUGCCUGGGUGCAUAAACUAUGGCUGUGGAUCUGGCCGUGGCCAGUCCUGCUGCUGCUGCUGCUGA
Messenger RNA from Phyllostomus discolor (pale spear-nosed bat), 489 nucleotides. Its product is annotated as keratin-associated protein 9-4-like. Lineage: Eukaryota; Metazoa; Chordata; Mammalia; Chiroptera; Phyllostomidae. The transcript is spliced from 3 exons. The record is from RefSeq and is a predicted model, not a curated record.